UCUCCCCCCUCCUCGGUUCCUCCCGUUCCUCCCGUGACUCGCGACUGGAGGGGGGACUCGCGACUCGCGAGCACGACUGCGCGAGGAGGAGCCGCGCCGCCGCCGCGGUCCGCCAGCCCUGCGCCCCUGCCCUCCACUCCCGCACGCGGCACGCGCACAGGCGCACAGCUUCUCGCCUCGCACCCUCGCCUUCUCCCGCAGUCCGUGCGCGGCCAGCCGCCCUCGCGCGUCCGCUCGCUCGAGUGCUCGACCCCCGACAGCGGACGGCCGGCACUCGACUCGAACUCGAGCACUCGGGCCUCGGCAGUCUGCCAGGCGCCAGCGGGCAGCGGCCACGGCCCACGGCCAGUCCGGGCGUGAGGGCGUCCCGCGUCCGACUCCGGCUGAAUUUAAUUAGGGGUAAGCAGUUGUGAUCCUGCCCUCUUGGUCAGAUGCCGGGUUACUAUGACAUCGAUGACAUCCUCAUGGAGGAUGAGCCUAUUUCAGUUGUUUUCCAAGUAACUGCAAAUGGCGUUGGCCUGCUAGAUCCCGGUGCUGAAAGUAACUGUGUAGAGAAGGGUGCCAAGGUGGACCUCCCAUUUUGGCUUGCGCAUGGGCUGCUGUCUCUGGAACAAGCUGUGUCAAUAAACCCACCUCCAUGCUUCACACAGAAAACUCGGAAGGAGAUCCAAGCUGAUGCAGCCUGUGUGGAUUUGAGGGUUCGUUGCCCGUACUUUUAUGAGCUAGGAUGCAAGAUUGUUCCUUUGGUGAGUGACAAGAGCAUUGGCCUGUUCUUGCGAUAUGCAUUCACCAGUAGGUACAAAGAGGUUCUAAGCAAGUCCCACAGUUCUUCCAUGAUGACAGUUCCCAAGUUUGUUCCACGGCUUACAAAAGAAGAAACUCGAGUGUUUGAAUCUGCUAGAGAAUCGAUGGCUGGUUUCAAGAAAUGGAGAGCAGGUGGGGUGAGACUGCAAAAGGCUUCCAUUCUUGGCCGGAAGAGGAAGACAAAGCUGCCUGAUGGACCGCCUUGAAUGAGUUUUAAGUUCUCCAUGGAAGAGAGUGGUUGAAUAGUUGAGGUGAUGUGUGCUGCUUUGAUUUGCUAGAACUGUGAGCAAAGAGAAAUGUGAAUGGCAGAUUAAAUCUGGAUGGACUAUAAUCUGAUGUGCAUUGUGCACUUCUGUAUAGUCUGACAGCAGCUCUGAUCGGUCCAUGCUUUGUAAGGAGAAUGAACACUUAAACCAUGAUGUCCUGUUUGGAGCAAGUGUCAUGAUUUUCAGCAGGGUAUCUAGCAGACUUUACAAUUGCGACUCUGCAGAAGAGUUCGGGGCAAUUUCACAUGUUCUCACAGGGAGAACACGGGAUUGGGAUGUAAUGAAAUAAUUUAGAGUAAUGGUAACGAGAUUUUACCUUGCCCCGUUGUUUUGCCUGCAAAUCAUAGAUAUAGAGUUCACUGUUGUUUUGUCCUGUAAAGAAAUUUGACCAUAAAGUGUGAUUUUUUUUUGCCACCAUUUAA
Molecule: messenger RNA, 1492 nt
Organism: Sorghum bicolor (sorghum)
Lineage: Eukaryota; Viridiplantae; Streptophyta; Magnoliopsida; Poales; Poaceae
Product: DNA replication complex GINS protein PSF3-like
Exons: 7
Coding region: 432-1010 (192 amino acids)
Biological process (GO): mitotic DNA replication initiation
Cellular component (GO): GINS complex
Source: RefSeq, a predicted model, not a curated record